AGGUUUACGAGUGGACGAAUGUGCAAAUCCAGACAGACCUGAUUGGUCUUUAAAGUGGUCGGCCCAUCUAGACGGGUUAAAGAGACCCAGAGCGAAGCUUCGUGAUGCUUGAAGAGAGCAUGGACAGCACGCUUAGAAGCAAAUGGACAGAGGAAGUAAAAGCCGGAGGUCUUUUCUCCUGUACAACUGUGUGUCAGGGGGGCGGGCAGCCAGCUCUUGGUCUUUCAUGGUGCACCCGGAGCAGGACUGUUGACCAACUUACAGUGGACCACAACGAGAGUGUGAAACUCUUACUGGCGAACACAGUUGAGACACCUUGUAACAACUCACAUAAAGAUGAAAUCAAACCACUAAAGUCAUCUGCAGACUGUCUUGGCAAAUGUCACAUCGACCUACAUGACCUCUAUGGAGAGAAAACAUGAGAUGUGCAGUCCCUUCAUCCCACGGCGCAACUCUUUGAGGAAAACAAGUGCAGAAAUAGUCAGUGAAGCCAGACAGUCCCUGAGAGUCCAGUCCACCCGGCGACCAUUCACUCCCAGAGAUGGACAUCGGCAGCUUUUUGGAAAUAGCUCUGUCCGUGCAGACCAAGACAACAGACCUCCAUCUGCAUUUAGUCUUCAUGCUCAAAAUUUUGAUGCUCCUGACUCCAGACCAGGUUCAGGGACUCGCCUCUCUCCUCUCGACCAUAAGCCAAAGUUUCCAGUCCCCUCCAAUGCUGAGGAUCCAUUCAAGGCCUUUCCCAAACCCCCGACUGACCCACUGGAGGUGAAGAGGGGGCUGCCAGGGGCGCGGGCACGCCUCCUCAGGGCUGGAUCUCUCACCAUGUUGUCUCCUAUAGAGGGACACGUAGACGUGAAAGAGAAAUUAAAUCCAGGCCUGGGAAAAAAGCAGCCAUCAGCUAAACGACUCUCCACUUCAGACCACACCGAGGUCCGCAGUGGUUCCCACAGACCUGGCCCACGCAGAACAGCAAGUGAAAGCGGAAUAAUGCAGCCUGGUGUUGACUCAGGCAUUAGACCCACAGAGUGCAAAGCAGGACCAAGAACAGGGCCGGGGAACGGAGACAACAGCACAAGCACAGAGGGGGACGCAGAGUCAGUGGUGUGGAAUAACAUGAUUGCUCCUCUUCUCCAACAACUAGAGAGAGUGGCUGCAGGCAGCUCCGAGGGCUCCUUGGACCGUCUGUGUGAUUUGUGCAACGGUCUCCAUGGCGCCUUGGCAGAAGCGGACAUGCUCGGCCGACGUUGUAAGAGGAGGUCAGGGAUACUUCGAACACUGUUCCGCCUCAUCGACCUUAACUCUGCCCGGCUCAACCUGCACAUCGCCAAGCUCUGCCUCGCUCUGUGUGUCAGUGGAAACAACCUGCUCAACAUCUGUAAGCUCAUCUUCCAGAUCAGCCGCAGUGAAAGCAACGACAUCCUCUUCCAGAACAACUCUAUCAUAGACACACUUCUGAGCAUUUUAAGCAACGAGGAUGUGUCCUCAUCUGGAGAAGCUCUGCUGUACUGUGUCGGGACUCUGAAAUUUCUCUCAGGAAACAGCGCAAUCCUCAGACUCCUGCUGGACAAGAACUGCAUCGGUGUGGCUCAGAAACUCAUCCAGAUGCUCUGCACAGCAGGAGACACCAACUUCACUAUAGCAGGGCACAUCCUUGUACAGCUGACAGCGUCCUUGAGGAACCUUGCAGAUCACCCUGAUUCCCGUCCACUCUUCGUCUCUCACUCUCUACUAUCAGAGCUCUGUGUGGUGCUGCGUCAGCACCGCAAAGACCCAGACAUCUGCACCAACAUUUCCAGAAUAUACAGCAAACUCUCCUCUUACUCAGAGUGCCGCCUUGCUUUGGCCCAGACCCCCGACUGCUACCAACUAUUUUUAGAACUGCUGAGCAAACAUCACCAAAAACAGGACCUUGUUGUGCGGCUCCUUUUCACCCUAGGGAACCUCACAGCCAAAAGCGACGAGGCUCGGCUGCAGCUCUUUCAGUGCAACGGCUGCAUGGACACACUCCUGCAGCUGUACAACACCUACCAGUGCAGAGACGACGACUCACCACACGCACACCCACAGAAAGAUCCCUCUUCCCUCAGUGAGCCUCAGGUUCCUCCACUGAGUGUGCAGGAGGGUGAGGAUGUGCUGGUGAAGUUGGUUAGGGUGUUGGCGAACAUGUGCAUCCACCCUUCUGUGGGUCCAGCUUUGGCAGCCAACACAACCUGCAUUCAGCUGCUGAUGGAGACACUCGAGCUGAGGUCUGUGCAAGAAAGCGAGGAGCUGUUAGUCAAUGUGGCUGCCACCAUCAACAACCUGUCCUUCUACCAGGAGCAAAGCUCUGUACUCAGACGCAGUCAACUCACCAUGGCAAAGUUGGUGUUAAAGUUGGUGCUCAGCUCCAGUAUGGACGCCGUGCUCGAGGCCACGCGUGUGUAUGGAAAUUUGACACAGUCCAAGGAUGUACGAGACUUCAUUAUGCAAAACAAAGUGCACCAGUUUGUAGUGACGCUGCUCGACUCAAAAAGCACUGAGAUGUGCUUUUCAGCCUGCGGGGUCCUCACCAACCUGGCUCUGGACGCCCCCAGCAGGGUCAGUCUCUCAGCAGAGGGGGCUGCCACCAAGCUUGUGGACUGUCUGAAAGACUUCGGACCAGGUGAUUGGCAGCUGGCGGGCCAGAUUUGUCAGGCGCUGUGGAACAUGAUCGGCGGCGGCUCAGAGAGGCUGCUGGACACACAGGAGAGAGAGUCACUGCUGGAGAUCCUCACCACAUACUUAGAUGGAGAGGAGGCUCUGAAGUGGGUAGAAAAUGAAGAUAUGAGGGACUACCACAAGGCAUGCUGGGAGUUAGAGUUCCUACCCGUAGCUCAAAAACUGAUGAAAAUGCUCCAGCCUGCAGACUGGACAUCCUGACAAACUGGCACUUUGAGUUAAGAGUUUCAUGUUGUCAUAGAAAACGUAGCAUUUUUUAAAAACUUUUGAACACUUAACCCAGAGUCUACAUUAUAACUAAUAAACGCUUACCUCCUGUAGGGUUUAAAGGUGGCUGUUAAGGUUUGUAGUUUCCUUUUUCAUGGAGAAAGCAUGUGAGGUCAGCUUGAGUUCAUGUCAAUGCUGGGGAAAAAAAGUCAAAACACUGUUAAAAACAUCUCAAUCGCUGCUGCAGCAUAAUUAACUUAUCCAGUAUCCAUCCAUAUGCUCAAGUUUUAUUAUUUACCAGAGACUCAAGUCACAUGACUGAGAUUCAAGUCAGUCUGGAGUCACAAAUUUCAUGACUUUAGACUCGACUAGCAACUGGACCUGGACUUUAACACCUAUGACUCAUGACUUCUCUCAGACUUGAGCCUUUUGACUUGAAAACACUUGAUACUUUUCCCCAAGCCCAAAGAUUAAAAGGUAUGUAAUUGAAAAAGUGUGUGCCAUGAAUCAGCUCAUUUCCCUUUUUCUGAAUCAACUAAUGUUAAUGUCUUUAUUUAAUUUGGGCAUAAAACAUAAAACAUGCAACAACAUAUAACUUUAACUUCUCACUUUAAAUGGAGGUUAGUCUGACUGAAAAUGUCUUACAAAUUUGUGAAGAGAACUUUUAAGACAUUUUUCCAACAUGAAUUCACUUGUUUUAACAAAAAUGUUAUAACAAAUAAUUACAAAUUUUAAAAAGCAUUCAAGAUUUUUGUAAGUGUAUUAUCUAAUUACUUAUUACUCUCUAUAAAAUGGCAUUACAUUUGGUAAAGAGUGCAUGAUGACUCGUUUAGGACUCGAAACUUAAGGGCUUGGGACUUAAGUGCUAAGACUUGAAACUUUGUUCUGACUUGCAAAACAGUGACUUGGUCCCACCUCCGCUAAAUACUCAAUUGAAGUUGACUGUUGAUGUUAUUUUUCAUGUACCUAUGAACUUUUUAUAGCCAGUUUUAAGGCCUGCAGGUGGUCAGUGUGUCAUAUUCAAAACAACAGAUUUUAGGUGGUUGAUAAAGGUGAUUAUGCAAAGUGUAAGAAGCAAAGUGAAUCUGCUUUAAAUGGUAAAAUAUAUGUACGCGUGUAUGGAUGUGAAAACUACCAGAUUUCUUUCUUAAUUCUGUAUGCUUCACAAACAAGGUCUUCAUUUAUUUAUUUCUAAGCCUUUGGUCAUUCUGUAUCUCAUCAGUACCAACAGCUAUAUGUUUUGAUUAUUAUUAUUAUUAUUAUUUUUUUUUUUAUACAUGUAGCAUUUUGUAUGCACUUUACUUCCCUUAAAGCUCACAAAAGCCUUAAGUUCUGGGUACCUUCACAUGUACAGGGAUAAUUUAAGCUCUUUGCACAUUUAUAUUACAGACGUGUUGUGUUUUGUAAGCUCACCGUGUUGUAAAGACUCUUCUAUGAUAAUGUCUUGAAAACUGAUGACUGACCUGGAAUUUACCUCAUAAGUAAAACUUUUAUUGCCUGUAGUCAGUGUGGUGUUGUACACAAUAAAAGAAAGUGGAAAAACAUCUUUUUAAAGCCUUUAUUAUUACACAGAUAUGGGGCCAGGCAGUGCUUACAAGUUACACCAAAUAGCCUAAAGUACAGCAUUUCAAAAUCACAUCGUUAUUACAUCGAGACAAAUCAGAAACGGCACUUAAUGUAAAACCCCCCCAGGUGUCAGUCCCCCCAAGUUUUCACACCACAGUGACCUUAAAACAACCACAAGACAAGCCGAUGUUUCAAACCUAAACAACUCAUUAGCCGGAGCUAAUAACAAACAUUGUUCUCUACGUGAAGUUUCUCAAGUUGAUAUGAAAGACAGCUGGCUGAUAUCAAGGUUGCUUAGUUAAUGUUUCCUGUUCCAUAUAUCGUCUGGGAAAGCCACCGAAAUGUGAAGGCAGUUUGGUUAGUGGGGAAUAACACUGAGAUAACACUCUCCUGGUGAUUUGACAGACAGAUGGGAAACACCUGAACUUCUGGCAUAUUACAAGCCUCAUCUGGGAAGUCAAAGAGUUUUCCCAGUGAGGUGUGACAUGGAGGCAAACGGGAAAGAGAGGUAAAGUCUCCUAUAGGAACCCCCUUUAUCUUGAUUGAAAUGUUGGUCAGGAACAAAGAGAAACUUUGACCUUGACCGCACCACAGGAGCAGGGACCGUUAAGUUCCCACUGAGUCAUUCAGUUCUCAAGCUACGGUAAAAAUGAAAUUCACGUGAAAGUCGCCGGACCGUACUGAUGACAAACUGAACUGUUCCCCUGAGCUCAGCAUACUGUUGAUGAAGUCAGCUUAGAGUGUACUUUGGAAUAUAAGGUGAUGUUUUUUCAUGAGUCAUCUCACAGCAGGUCAGUACACUUCCUGUACUUGUGCAACUGAACAGUGGAAGUGAGCUGAUGGUGACACUGAUUGUGCUGUUUGAUUCCUGAAUUGUGUCGGCCUCUCCACAUCUAGUACAAUCUCAAAUGAUGACGCAGUGAAAUCAAAUUGUUUAGGAGAAAACUACGAAUGAUACACGACAAUUUAUUAUCAUAGUUUAUUUUUUUUCCAUCUUUUUCUUAUAGUUUCAUAUAAAAAAAAGUGUCAGUAACUGACAUCAGUCAGAAGUUUGAAAAAAAACCUCCACUUCCUCUCAAACCACUUCCAAAUGUACCAUUCCUUUAUCAUCACCUUCCUCCUCCUCCUCCUCACUCAUUCGUCUGUCUGAUUCUCUCAAUCCACCCUCAGAAGAAUGCAGUACUUUACUGGUUUUUAGUAAACAAAAAAACAAAACAGCAGAGGGUUCAUACCUCUGUUCAAAAUAAAAAAAA
Molecule: messenger RNA, 5723 nt
Organism: Epinephelus lanceolatus (giant grouper)
Lineage: Eukaryota; Metazoa; Chordata; Actinopteri; Perciformes; Serranidae
Source: RefSeq, a predicted model, not a curated record